GUGCACGGUGUAUGUAUGCGCCACGUUAGGAGAGCCGGAAACAGGCGAUUUGUGUGAACAGAUCUGAUUUAUCUCACAAGUCCAGUUAGUGCAGUAUAAAGGCAGGAUGGUGGACAGUAUUUACCGCACGCGCUCUCUCGGUGUGGCCGCUGUCGGCCUGCCGGAUCAGUACGCGGACGGUAAAGCGGCCAAAGUGUGGCAGCUGUACAUCGGAGACACGAAGAGCCGCACGGAGGAGUACCGCAGCUGGGUGGUGUCUCUGCUCAAACAACAGGGCUGUAAGACUGUGCUGGAUGUGGCAUGCGGCACGGGUGUGGACUCAAUCAUGCUGCUGGAGGAGGGAUUCAAGGUGGUCAGUGUAGAUGCCAGUGAUAAGAUGCUGAAGUAUGCACUCAAGGAGAGAUGGGAGAGGAGAAAAGAGCCAGCGUUUGAUAAUUGGGUAAUCGAAGAGGCUAACUGGCUCACCCUAGCCGAUGAUAUACAGAAGCCAGGAGACGGAUUUGAUGCCGUUAUCUGCCUGGGGAACUCAUUUGCUCAUUUACCGGAUUUUAAAGGGGAUCAGAGUGAUCAGAAGCUGGCUCUGCAGAACAUAGCCAGCAUGGUGAAACCUGGAGGAAUCCUCAUCAUCGAUCACCGUAACUACGACUACAUCCUCGAGACAGGCAAAGCUCCACAGGGCAAGAACAUUUAUUACCAGAGUGAUUUGAAACAAGCCAUCGACACAUCUGUACUCUGGGUGAACAACAGGCCCACCAUGGUGACGUUGGACUACUCGCUGGAGAUCCCACAACCUGAAGGAUCGCAGAAAGCACCUGAGAUGAGUAAAUUCCGCCUGUCGUAUUACCCACACCAGCUGGAGAGCUUCAUGGAGCUGCUGAAGGCCGCGUUCUUUGGAAAGUGCAAGCAGAAUGUAUUUGGUGAUUUCAAGCAUUAUACUCCAGGACAAGGAGAAGCUCCUCGUUACUUCAUCCACGUUAUUGAAAAGACUGCUUAAGGCAAUCUUUAUGACCCAAAGAGCUCUAAUUUUUAUUUUAUCUGUACUUUUGAUUCAUCCGCAUUAUUUCUGCUUCAUUUGCUGUUGUUUUAAUGGAGGUCUGACCUUGAAAGCCUUCCACAACAACAAAGGCUGAGCUGAAGACACAACACAAUUGCACAACUGCAGAUCAUGACUUCACAACAGAAUGUGUGAAACCCAAAGAGUAUUGGGGUUUAAAUGCUUAUUCACCGCAGUGCAGCUCAUGUUCGUGUGUGUGUGUGUGUGUGUGUGCGUGUGCCGCUGAAUAUUUUGUCCAUCAUUCCACUCACCCAACAGCAUGAUCUGGAGAUUGAAGGUUAUUGCUUAUCUGUGCCAGGAAUUUCAAACUUAAUGAUUUCUAUGAUCCUAAACUUUUAUAAUCUUGUUUUAAUUUUAAAUGCAUAGAUCUGCAUUGCAAAAUUUUAAUCCACAACCACAUGCCUUAAACUGAAGCUGACAGAAAGAAUAAAGUUGUGUCUAGUCAUCCAAAUCCUCCAUUAAAAUUAACUAGGAAAAUCUUUUACACAUAUAACUGGCUUACUUUUUACUUUGCUUUUCAUCCAGCUUUACUGGUAGCCAUCUUUUGUUUAAAAAGUCGUUGCUGAACUCGUCAAUGCCAGACUGAGCCAGAGACCCAAAAGUUCUUAUUAGUCCAUGUAGUCUGAAUAAGGAUGGAGUCUGUACAGUUGUAUUUUUUCAAAUUGGAUGCCGUGUGUAUUAAUUCAGCAGAGGCCUUUAAAGGAAACUCCACCCUGAUUGACUUUAAUGGUGCCUAAAUGACUUAAAUGGUACUGAAUGAUGUAGUGAAAUUCUGAGUGGACUUUUUUAUUUUAAACUUUUUUUUUCACUCACUCUAUUUUGACCUUGGUUAAAUAUUUCCUAUUUUACCCACUGAUAGUGGGGCCAGUGAGAUUUAUCUCUCGCUUCAUCUCUACCUAAAGAGAGUGAUGCAGCAGCGCUUUAAGCUCUCUCACCUCCUUAUGUGUACACUCUGCUAAAACAGAUCAGCUUCCGAAGUUUUAAUACUACUUUUAAUACUAAUACCACUAGUACUAAUUUUAAUACUAAUACCAUCGUCAAAGCCGUCAUACUCGUCAUCUGCGACAUAAGAGAGGCACACAAUCGAUAACUUCUCACAGGGUUAACGAACUAAACAUAUAUCUAAACCUGUUUAAUGUUUUUGAGGGUGGAGCUUACCUUUAGGACUGCGACAGUAUUUACAAAGCUCACAGUCUCCAUCUGUUGAACUGAUCAUAGAUGUGAAAAUGUUUGAAGGUGCACUACAGAAAAAUGUAGUAAGUAUACUACUACAGUAUAAAAAGUAUACAGUUUCUUGUCCAAACCUUUUGUUGAUAUGUUUUAAUGGUUCACUAGCUGAAUUCUGUGUGUUUGUUUGGUUUGUGCUGAUGGAACACCAAAGUGCAAAGUUCGGGUACAAUUUGUAUAACCACUGACUGUCCUAUGGUAACCUGAAAUGAAUGAUUUGCAAUUUCAGGACCUUUUCAAGAUCAUUUGUAAUUAUAUUGCCAUGUGUCAAUAUAUUGUUAUUGCUAAAGUACUGUUUAUGUGUAGGUAAGAAUCUACAUUAUACUGACGUAGUACUUUGGGAGCCAGAAUUGCAGUAUAACCACAUAUCAUCACGUGAAUGUUUAUUUUAAGGCAGCAACUGGUUUUGAACCCUGAUGAGUUCAGUUUGGGUGAAAGUGAAUGAAAAGAGCAGGCUUGUUAUCAAAAUGCUUUUAAAACCAUGAACAGUGUCAUUUUUUUGUUGAUUAUAUGAAAAACAAUUGCUUGUAAAUAAUAGACAAGUUAAAGGCAAGUCUUAUAUUACAAAGCUUUACAGACCUUUAUUAAAAUUGCUGUGUUAAAAUUUG
Molecule: messenger RNA, 2889 nt
Organism: Pangasianodon hypophthalmus (striped catfish)
Lineage: Eukaryota; Metazoa; Chordata; Actinopteri; Siluriformes; Pangasiidae
Gene: gnmt
Product: glycine N-methyltransferase
Exons: 6
Coding region: 107-994 (295 amino acids)
Biological process (GO): one-carbon metabolic process; regulation of gluconeogenesis; S-adenosylmethionine metabolic process
Cellular component (GO): cytosol
Molecular function (GO): S-adenosyl-L-methionine binding; glycine binding; identical protein binding
Source: RefSeq, a predicted model, not a curated record